ACCUCACCAAACAGGUGAGCCGUUGGAAUCCAACCGCCUCUCAGACACAGUAAUCUAGUAGUGCGUCUCCUUCAUGCCAACCACGACUAGACUAGAAGGCCAAACAUGUCAAAACAAUAUCUGUCGUGGUACUCCGCAGACAAGGCCCACCCUAUCGAUAUUUUCUCUCUGGCCGUAACAGAGAAGCAAAUCAUUUCUGCCUCUGGUGCCUCAGCACUCAAGGUUCACUCAACCACCGAGCCAGACUUCCCUUUGGCACAGUCUCUUGAUGGAGCACAUCCGGUAGGUUGCCAUCAUGUGGUGACCAGCGGAGACGGCUCCAGGGCGGCAAGUGUUGGAUUUGGAGGCGAGACGAAGAUCUGGUCAUUCAAAGAGGGCAAAUGGGUGGAGGAAGAGAACCUUUCAGUAACCAUCGGGAAGACGGCUGGCAUCUGGGCUCCAGCCCUCUCCCAAGAUGGUCAAUAUUUUGCUGGUACUACGCAGGAUGGCCACAUCAAAGUGUGGGACCUGCCUGGCAACUGUGAACAGAUACGUGACCAUGACACGAAGGGCAGCUUUGGCACCUGCAUAGAUCUGUCAGCUGAUGGCCGACUAAUGGCCAGUGGCCAUGAAAACGGCAGCAUCUUCAUCUUCCGCACAGACACUGGCCGCAUGCCAUUUUCCUUGUCUGGUAUAGUGAAGCCAGUCAGGGCAGUGGCCUUUUCACCAGGAGGAAAGCUGCUCGCUGCUGCGGGAGACUCGAAAGUCAUUGUGCUAUAUGACACGGCCUCCGGAGAGCAGGUAGCUAAUCUUACUGGACAUUCCGCCUGGAUCAUGUCUCUAGAUUGGAGCCACACGGGAGAAUACCUCCUCAGCGGUUCCUUCGACGGAAAGAUAAAAGUAUGGUCAAUCGACAGACGAGCCUGCGUGGCCACUCAUUCCGAGAAUGAGAAAGCUAUCUGGUGCGUCAAAUGGUUACCCAAGAUAGGAAAGACGGAAGGAUUCGCUGUCGCGGGAGCAAACCGCAGCAUUUCAUUCUACCGGGAGGCUACUGGUGGCUAGUUGGCUUUGCCAUAGAUAAAAUGCUCUUCCUUGUUUAGUCUUAUUGACUGAUGAAAAAAAAAAAAAAACCGCUUUUGAUGUCUUCAUGCUGACAAUUGUCAUGUCUGUAAUGCAAUUGAUGCUUACGCGCUAUGUCAGAGGCUAGUAGUUUUACCCUAUCAAGGGAAUACAAUUGAGCCAUCUGGCUGAGAGCUUUACAUAGCUCUAUCCUCUUUAACUCCGUGCCUCUCCAGAUAGAUUACAUUGCAAGGUGUCAAUGUCUGGAUUAUUCGGAGAAAG
Messenger RNA from Paecilomyces variotii, 1320 nucleotides. Its product is annotated as WD40-repeat-containing domain protein. Bases 106 to 1041 code for a protein of 311 amino acids. Gene Ontology annotation, molecular function: protein binding. Gene Ontology annotation, cellular component: Cdc73/Paf1 complex. The transcript is spliced from 7 exons. The record is from RefSeq and is a predicted model, not a curated record. NCBI's taxonomy places the organism in Eukaryota, Fungi, Ascomycota, Eurotiomycetes, Eurotiales, Thermoascaceae.